AUGGAUUUUCCCUUGAGUCCAAUACCCUUUCCAUGGUCACCUCAAUUAGUUCCUUCACUUGAAGAUGUAAAUAUAGCACCCAUUGACAAUGGUGGCUUAGAUAACUUAUGCCUGCAAAACAAUGGUGUAUCCCCAAAUAUGUCACAACCAAAUUAUGGCCCUAAUGGUGAAGGAAAUAGCUUCGGGAACCAAAUUCCAGAUCCCACAUCAGUAGUACAAAAUCCCGCUGAGUUGCCUUAUAAUGUGAUGCAAGAAAUGAUGGACUCUUUGAUCCCUUUGGAGGCAAAUGGUGAAGGUGAAACAAGCAAGGAAAAAUCCAAAAGGAAGCCUAGAAAUACUUCAAAGAAGCAAGAACAAGGUGCUGAAGAUGCAAGAUACACUUGUCGAUAUGAGGCAUUUUUGUGGGAUAAUAGCGACCAGGGACAAAAAUCAAGGACAGUUUACAUAGGUGGAUAUGAUGAUGAAGAAUCUGCAGCAAGGGCUUAUGAUAUAGCUGCUCUGAAAUUAUGGGGUGAAGCUGCACCAUUAAAUUUCCCAGUAAUGCUUCCUUUAACAUGA
Messenger RNA from Gossypium raimondii (Peruvian cotton), 558 nucleotides. Its product is annotated as AP2-like ethylene-responsive transcription factor SNZ. Gene Ontology annotation, biological process: regulation of DNA-templated transcription. The transcript has 4 exons. Gene Ontology annotation, molecular function: DNA-binding transcription factor activity; DNA binding. Bases 1 to 558 code for a protein of 185 amino acids. Lineage: Eukaryota; Viridiplantae; Streptophyta; Magnoliopsida; Malvales; Malvaceae. The record is from RefSeq and is a predicted model, not a curated record.